CAGGCGUUUAUGGACGUGUGCAGGGCGGAGACCCAGCAGCACGCUUUGAUUCCUUUCACGGGCUGUUUGUGUGAACAGAAGCAAACAAGUUGUACUUUGAGUCGACGGGGGGACUGCUGCUGAUCGGAAGAAAAACAGAUGUGACAAGCUUCCAAGUGUCAAACAGAAGAGGUUUCCUGUAAAACAUAUUGAUGAUCUGUGGAAAAGCUACUUUGGGAUUUGCACAUUGAACAGCACAAACAUGUACCAAGUGGUGCCAGGUGGAGCGGGGGGCACAAUUACAGAUGUUAUCCCCAAGCAGAAACUCAGCAAGGACACUCGACCCUUAGUUGGAGCUGGAGUAAUCGGGCUAGUGCUGGUGAUUGCAGCUGUGACUGCGUGGUGUUACUACAUAGCCUCUUUACGCAAAGCGGAACUGCUUAAGACUGAGCUGCUGGAUCUGAAUAAAGAUGGCUACAUCAUCCGAAACCAGGGAGGGUCUAUCGUUUUCAGAAUGGAUUUCAGGUCAGGAACCCUUGAUUUAGACUCCUGCUCUAAAGAAGGUGAGAUUCUGAGCUGCGUCCGCACCACAGACAGAAAACUGAUUUUUUUCAUUGAGACAGUACGGCCCAAGGAUACUGUCCAAUGCUACCGUGUGCGCUGGGAGGAAGUGGUUCCUGAUAUUCCCGUAGAGCAUGCAAUGACAUACAAGUUUGCACACUGGUAUGGAGGCGCAGUGUCAGCAGUUCAACACUGGCCUAUUUCUAUUUCUGGCCAACAGGCUCCAAAACCAUUUGUUACUAGUGACAUCUACUCAAAUCGUGAUGAGUUUGGUGGAAUUUUAGAGAGUUACUGGAUUUCAUCUAAUGCCACUGCCAUCAAGAUCAAUAACUCUGUGCCCUUCCAUUUGGGUUGGAAUGACACAGAGAAGACCAUGUACUUCCAAGCACGGUAUAAUGAUAGUUCCUUUAAGCCAAACCCAGGGGAGAUGCCAUGUGCGGAACUUAGCUACAGAGUUUGUGUGGGAUCGGAUGUAACAUCCAUACACAAGUACAUGGUCCGCAGAUACUUCAACAAGCCAAACAAAGUGCCUGCCGAAGUUAUGUUUCGCCAUCCCAGUUGGUCAACAUGGGCAUUACAUAAAACUGACAUUGACCAAGAAAAGCUUUUGACAUAUGCUGCGAACAUUCGCAAGUAUAACUUCAAUUGUAGCCAAAUGGAACUGGAUGAUGGCUAUUCCCGCCACUAUGGGGACUUUGAGUUUGACCCAGUUAAGUUCCCCAAUGCCUCUGCUAUGUUUCAUAAGCUGAAGUCAGAUGAUUUUAUGGUGUCUCUCUGGAUUCACCCUUUUGUUAAUCAUGAUUCAGAAAACUUCCAUACCUGUGUGGAGAGGGGAUUGUUUGUCCGAGAACCUACAGGCCAACUGUCAGCCUUAGUGCGUUGGUGGAAUGGCAUUGGUGGCAUCUUGGAUUUCACAAACCCUGAAACCCGUGAUUGGUUUGCCUCCCAGUUACGUUCACUGCGAUCCAGGUAUGGGGUGUCCUCUUUUAAAUUUGAGGCAGGAGAGGCUAACUACUUACCAUGGAAAUUUAAGACUUUGGAAUCCAUUCGGGACCCGAGUAUUUUCACAAGACGUUACACAGAAAUGGCAAGCCUGUACAAUGACAGAGCUGAGGCGCGCAGUGGUUACCAGUCCCAGAACAUAUCCUGCUUUUUCAGACCAAUUGACAGAGACUCAGUUUGGGGGUAUGAGUUGGGUCUCAAAUCUGUUAUUCCUGCAGUGCUUACCAUCAGCAUUCUGGGCUACCAGUUCAUUUUACCAGAUAUGAUUGGAGGGAAUGCGCAUGUGAACCGCACAUAUGGAAAUCGUGGAUUACCUGACCGAGAACUUUAUAUCCGCUGGUUGGAGCUAUCAGCCUUCAUGCCCUCUAUGCAGUUUUCUAUUCCACCGUGGGAGUACGGCGAUGAUGUAGUUGAAAUUGCUCGGAAAUACACCGCCCUCCAUGAAAGUCUUGUGGCACCAAGGGUCCUGGAGCUGGCCAGCGAGGUGCUGAGCACUGGGGACCCAAUCAUACGACCAGUGUGGUGGAUUGCCACAGGUGAUGAGACAGCCUAUAAAAUUGACUCCCAGUUCCUGAUUGGGGAUGACCUCAUGGUAGCCCCAGUUUUAGAGCCUGGAAAGCAAGAGAGAGACAUCUACCUCCCAGCUGGCCAUUGGAGAAGCUACAAGGGGGAGAGAUUUGAUAUCAAGGAACCAUUGCACCUCACAGACUAUCCUGUAGACCUGGAUGAAAUUGCCUAUUUUCUUUGGGUGUAGCAGGAGGUAAAUAACAGUCUUGAUUAUUUUACGCUCCGAUUUGCUUGUGGGACAAGCUUCACAAGUCCUUUUAUCGAUGGAUGGGUGGAUGGAUGUUAUAUGGACAGAUUUGUGGGGGAAAAA
Molecule: messenger RNA, 2419 nt
Organism: Pundamilia nyererei
Lineage: Eukaryota; Metazoa; Chordata; Actinopteri; Cichliformes; Cichlidae
Gene: myorg
Product: myogenesis regulating glycosidase
Exons: 3
Coding region: 242-2296 (684 amino acids)
Biological process (GO): carbohydrate metabolic process; skeletal muscle fiber development
Molecular function (GO): hydrolase activity, hydrolyzing O-glycosyl compounds
Source: RefSeq, a predicted model, not a curated record